AUGGAACUUGACCGUCAGGAAAGAGACAAUACGUGUGGUUCACAAAAAACAAAGAGUAAUCUUUAUUCAUUCUUAAGAGACAGCUUGCCUCAAGAUUGUCUUCUCAAUCUUCUCCAAAGCCUGCACUCUUCUGGAGACGGUUAUGGAAACAAACGUGGAGCCUACAGUCUGACUGACAUCGACGGACGUGCCCGCAGAGUUGAAUACGUUGCUGAUGGUGCCGGUUUCCGUGCUGUUGUAAAGACCAACGAACCAGGUACCGCCGCUAGUGCUCCUGCAGCAGCCGUUGUGGCCUCCAGCCAACCAGGUGUUGUCGCUCACGGACCUGCUGUAGUGAAAACUGCUGUUGCUGCUCCUGCCUUUGCCGCCCCCGCCAUUGCUGCCCCUGUUGUUGCUCCUGCUCUUGCUGCUGCUCCUGCUGCUGUUUAUGGAGCUCCUGUUUUAGCUGCUGGAGCCUAUAAAGCCCCUGCCUUUGCUGGUGGUCUUUACGGAGCACCCGCCAUUGCUGCUGGCGCUUACGGAUUCCCCGCCUAUGGAGGAGGUCUAUACGGAGCUGGA
Messenger RNA from Limulus polyphemus (Atlantic horseshoe crab), 558 nucleotides. RefSeq names its product adult-specific rigid cuticular protein 15.5-like. The annotation marks the transcript as partial. Gene Ontology annotation, molecular function: structural constituent of chitin-based larval cuticle. The transcript is spliced from 2 exons. Lineage: Eukaryota; Metazoa; Arthropoda; Merostomata; Xiphosura; Limulidae. Gene Ontology annotation, cellular component: chitin-based extracellular matrix. The record is from RefSeq and is a predicted model, not a curated record.